Molecule: messenger RNA, 453 nt
Organism: Dentiscutata heterogama
Lineage: Eukaryota; Fungi; Glomeromycota; Glomeromycetes; Diversisporales; Gigasporaceae
Source: the annotation of a GenBank genome assembly
AUGGUUGAAAAAGAAAUUAUCAAUAUUUCGAUUAAAUUGUUUUGGAAUGUAAAUGAUUCAUCAGCAACUUUCGUUAGACCUUUAGAAUUUACAACUGUUUUAAACCAUGGUUGUACAACAAUCAAGGAUCUGGACGAACCAGACACAAUUUUAUUAAAUGGAAAUAGCUACAAAAAGAUAGUAGAUAGCGAUAUUCACGAUUUGAAAUCCCCUAUUAAUAAUGUUUCCUUGGAAGAGGUACAGGCAAAUUACGUUGAAAAUACAGAGAAAAACCAUAAAAAUGAAGAAGAAUUAAUGCAUGAUGAUUUACAAGAGCCACUUGAUGAAAAUGAAGAAUUAAUUCUUGAUGAUUCGAUAUCAUCACAAGAGCCACUUGAUUCUCAAAAUAAUCAGGAAAAUGAGGAAUUAAUGCUCAACCAAUCUAACAAUCAUAUUGAUUUUCAGGAUAACCAG